GCAACCAGCUAUCUAGUCAGUCUGGGAACUAAAAGAGAAAAUUAAGAAAUCAGAUGGCUCCGGUCGGAUUACCUCCCGGUUUUCGGUUCCAUCCGACAGAUGAAGAGCUUGUCAACUACUACCUCAAGAGGAAGAUCAAUGGCCAAGAGAUUGAACUCGACAUUAUUCCCGAAGUUGAUCUCUACAAAUGCGAGCCAUGGGAAUUAGCAGAAAAAUCGUUCUUGCCGAGUAGAGAUCCAGAGUGGUACUUCUUUGGACCCCGGGAUAGAAAAUGCCCUAAUGGGUUCAGAACAAAUAGGGCCACGAAAGCUGGAUAUUGGAAGUCAACAGGCAAAGACAGGAGAGUGACGUGUCAAAAUCGAGCCAUAGGGAUGAAGAAGACAUUGGUUUACUACCGUGGACGUGCGCCGCAAGGGAUUAGGACCGAUUGGGUAAUGCAUGAGUAUCGUCUUGAUGACAAGGAGUGCGAAGAUAGCUCUGGGAUUCAGGUAAAUGAUUCGUAUGCAUUAUGCCGAGUGUUUAAGAAGAACGGCAUCUGCUCUGAAAUUGAAGAACAAGGCCAAUGCAGUAUAUCCCAAAUAGAGAGCUCGUCGCAAGGUGUAAUCAAUGAGUCGGAAAUGUCGCCGGACAUUCCAACUGCAUCGUCCUUAUGCGUCGAUCAGGACGAUGACAAGGAUGAUUCGUGGAUGCAGUUCAUCACUGACGACGAUUCUUGGUGUCAUAAUUCUAACGCUGCUUUUGGAGGGGAUGACAUCUCACGUCUGGCUUUCACAAACUGAUUAUCAUCAGCCCUACUUCUACAUAAUGGAGGAUUAUUGGACGUAAAUAAUACAAAUAUAUAUGGGGUGGAUUUUGUUCUUCAUAAAUAAGGAAUAUACCGUUCGUUUUUUCCAAAAGUAUAAAUGCAAAUAGAUCUCUCUCAAAUUUUUAUUUGUGAAUUAGCUGCGUCAUCUCCAAUUGGAUGUUCUUGUAGUUAUUUUUAU
Molecule: messenger RNA, 983 nt
Organism: Morus notabilis
Lineage: Eukaryota; Viridiplantae; Streptophyta; Magnoliopsida; Rosales; Moraceae
Product: NAC domain-containing protein 86
Exons: 3
Coding region: 54-779 (241 amino acids)
Biological process (GO): regulation of DNA-templated transcription
Molecular function (GO): DNA binding
Source: RefSeq, a predicted model, not a curated record